Messenger RNA from Lolium rigidum, 2122 nucleotides. Its product is annotated as bifunctional dihydrofolate reductase-thymidylate synthase-like. The transcript is spliced from 10 exons. Gene Ontology annotation, cellular component: cytosol; mitochondrion. Bases 298 to 1863 code for a protein of 521 amino acids. Gene Ontology annotation, molecular function: thymidylate synthase activity; dihydrofolate reductase activity. Gene Ontology annotation, biological process: one-carbon metabolic process; tetrahydrofolate biosynthetic process; dTMP biosynthetic process. The record is from RefSeq and is a predicted model, not a curated record. NCBI's taxonomy places the organism in Eukaryota, Viridiplantae, Streptophyta, Magnoliopsida, Poales, Poaceae.
CCUUUUCUUAGUAGUGGUAUAGAAAACACAAUAUAUCUUGUGCUAUGAUGGCGCUUCUAUUGUUUUCCAAGAAAUAGUGAGCCUUUUGUGUUUUAUUUGUGUAGUGUUCUGUGCCGUAUAGUUUCCUACAGUUGACUAAACUGCUAGCUUACAAGUUACAUCUUGCUUCUUCAGAUUCAGGCUGCGAGAUUUUUCGGCAUUACUUCUGCACCCAUUUCUCGCUUUUCAAAACGUCAGUCUCUGGACAUCAGCAGCCUAAGAAGAUCUUACAGCUUCAAUCAACCUCGGCUCAUAGCCAUGGCAGCCACUCUUGCCAAUGGUGAUUCACACAACAGCCUUCAGAGGAACUACCAGGUUGUUGUUGCCGCUACGCGUGACAUGGGCAUUGGGAAGGAUGGAGUCUUGCCUUGGAGGCUUCCUGGCGACCUUAAGUUCUUCAAGGAGCUUACGCUGACUACGUCUGACCCUGCAAAGAAGAACGCGGUCAUAAUGGGACGGAAAACCUGGGAGAGCAUACCCCUUAAAGCAAGGCCUUUACCUGGUCGUCUGAAUGUCAUAUUGACCCGGUCUGGUAGUUUUGAUUUUGCAACCGCUGAGAAUGUUGUUAUCUGUGGAAGCAUGAACUCUGCCUUGGAACUUCUAGCGUCCACUCCGUAUUGCUUGUCGAUUGAGAAGGUUUUCGUGAUAGGGGGUGGGCAGAUACUGAGGGAUUCACUUAAUGGACCUGCAUGUGAGGCCAUCCAUCUAACUGACAUUCAGUCAAACAUUGAGUGCGACACCUUCAUUCCUCCAGUUGACUUCUCGGUGUUCCAACCAUGGUGUUCAUCUUUGCCAGUGGUUGAGAGCAACAUUAGGCAUUCUUUUGUGACCUUUGUUCGUGUGAGAACAUCAGUUUCAGAAUCUCAUGACUCGAAUGGCAAGGAAUCAACCGAGCAAGAUACCAAGAGUAGCAAGUUUGAAAUCGAGAACUUCUCUUUUCUCCCUAAGAUGAUAUUUGAGCGCCAUGAAGAGUAUUACUACCUCAACCUUGUUGAUGAUAUUAUAAGGUGUGGUGCUCAGAAAGGUGACAGGACUGGAACAGGAACAUUGUCUAAAUUUGGUUGUCAGAUGCGGUUUAACCUAAGGAAGAGCUUCCCCUUGCUGACAACAAAGAGGGUGUUUUGGCGUGGUGUUCUUGAAGAACUGCUGUGGUUCAUCAGUGGCUCGACAAGUGCAAAGGUUCUGCAGGAAAAGGGUAUUCAUAUAUGGGAUGGCAAUGCGUCAAGAGAAUAUCUUGACAGCGUCGGCUUAGCAAAUAGGGAGGAAGGUGAUUUAGGCCCCGUUUAUGGAUUUCAAUGGCGACACUUUGGUGCUGAAUACACCGACAUGCAUGCUGACUAUACUGGAAAAGGUUUUGAUCAGCUAAUCGAUGUGAUUGACAAGAUCAAGAAUAAUCCUGACGAUCGGCGAAUCAUCAUGUCUGCAUGGAAUCCUUCAGAUCUAAAAAAGAUGGCCCUUCCUCCCUGCCACAUGUUUGCACAAUUUUAUGUUGAGAAUGGGGAGCUAUCAUGCCAGAUGUAUCAACGCUCUGCAGACAUGGGACUUGGUGUUCCUUUCAACAUUGCAUCAUAUUCUCUUCUGACAUGCAUGAUUGCUCAAGUCUGUGGUCUCUCCCCUGGAGAUUUCAUCCAUGUCAUAGGGGACGCCCAUGUGUACAGAACGCAUGUUGGAGCUCUAGAGGAGCAGAUCCAGAAGCUGCCCAAACCGUUCCCAAUUCUGAAGAUAAACCCUUUGAAGAAGGACAUUGAUUCUUUCGUGGCGUCGGACUUCAAGCUGGAUGGCUACAACCCGCACAAGAAGAUAGAGAUGGAGAUGGCGAUAUAGUGGUAGCAGUUGUACUGGUAAGAAGACAUGUAUGGCGUUCUCCGGCAAUUGUACUCGAUUUAGGUCGCGUAUCCAGAGUCUACAGAACUGUCUCCCCUUUUUGUUUGGAGCUCAGUGAUGACUCGAGAAUGUGAGUGAGAGCUGUUUGAGCAGUGCGACGUGUUGGGUUUGUGCUCGGCGAUGAUCGAUAUAGCUAUUAAACUCGAAUAUUUAAAGAGAUUGAUCUGUCUGGUAACGAACGAGCUGUAGCUGAAAUGUC